AUGGAGGAGGACCAGGAGACGAUGACGUGCCAUUUCAUGUCCGAACCGGUAUGCUAUGCUGCAGGAUCUCAGCUAUUGGUGUCCUCUCGGAUACUUGCAGUUGUGUUGCCUUUGCCUCUCAGUGGCUUUGCCUUGCAGCCAUUUUGGCUGAGGCUGCGACAGCUCUCAUCGGUAGGGAGAGUGCUGUGGGAAAAGAUGGACAUGGGCGGCGGUGUCGCGGAGUACCAUGUACAUGUUGACGGCGUAACAGAGUGCCACGUGCACGUUGACGACGACACCUUCCUUUGCUGUCCGAUUCCCGACGACACCAACUUGGCCGGCGUGGUCAUGACGCAUCGCCUUGAGAGGCUACACGAGCUCUCCCUGAAGAACUUUCAUCUGGCUAUUUGCUGCCUGAUCUACAUCGCCGUGAACAUGGCGUGCCUGGUCAUGAACAGCAUGGGAGAGGAGUGGCUUGGCGUUGGCAGCCGCGAGCUCACGUUCCACCUCGUGGAGUUCUGGGCCACCUUCGUCUUCUCCUGCGUCCAAGUCUACUCAUUAGUCUACUCGCCACGGAGUGUGGGCGCCAUCUACAGGAACCCCCUGGUCCUCAAGACGGUCAUCUUCCUCAACGUGGCCUCCACAUUCUUCUCGGCACUCCUCGUGUCUGUGAGUUUGGAGUCUUUCGAGGUACUCUCCCAUGAGAUCGAGUAUAGUAACGAGAUCACCAUGGCCUUUGUGGACGUGGUCCUGCUCGGGGUCGUGGCAAGACAAGCUGGGUACAACAUCGACAGGGCGGGCUUCACGCUACUCACCACCCUGCUCACGUUGGUUGUUGCAGUGGCGCAGCUGGGCAUCUACAACAUGCUGGAUGGGCCAAAUGGAGGACGUUGGGGGGUUUAG
Messenger RNA from Symbiodinium natans, 882 nucleotides. The record is from the annotation of a GenBank genome assembly. NCBI's taxonomy places the organism in Eukaryota, Dinophyceae, Suessiales, Symbiodiniaceae.